This is a messenger RNA of Carica papaya (papaya), 2626 nucleotides long. RefSeq names its product eukaryotic translation initiation factor 3 subunit B-like. The record is from RefSeq and is a predicted model, not a curated record. NCBI's taxonomy places the organism in Eukaryota, Viridiplantae, Streptophyta, Magnoliopsida, Brassicales, Caricaceae. Gene Ontology annotation, molecular function: RNA binding; translation initiation factor activity; translation initiation factor binding. Gene Ontology annotation, biological process: translational initiation. Gene Ontology annotation, cellular component: eukaryotic translation initiation factor 3 complex.
UUCUUCCAGCUCAACCCAAUUUCUCUUUGAAACCCUAGAAACACUGACGCUUCCUCUCCCGCUUCCUCUUCCUCACUCUCGUUCAGGAAUCCAAGCUACACGGAGCUUCAACUGCUCUUUUUCUCGGAGUGAUUUUUUCUGUCUGAAUAUUGCCUCGUUUCUCUCUCAACACGUAUUGAGAGAGAAUCUGGUAGAGAAGGUUGAAAACAUGGCGGAUGUAAUGUUGAUGAAUGAGAUAGAGGCGACAGCAGCGCGGCUGGGAAUCAAUCUCGCCCAUGUGGAUUGCGAUUCAAUCCGUCUUCCCCCUGGUGAUGACUUCGGCAUCGUUAGUGAUGACGAGGAUGUUUACCAAGAUGAGCAGCUGGAGUUUGAAUCUGGGUUUGGAAACAUUAUUGUUGUUGAUAAUCUUCCAGUUGUUCCGAAGGAAAAGUUUGAGAAGCUUGAAGGUGUUAUUCGUAAAAUUUAUAGUCAGAUUGGCCUCAUUAAAGACGAUGGCCUUUGGAUGCCUGUUGAUCCCGAAACUCAGAAAACUUUGGGUUACUGUUUCAUUGAGUAUAAUACUCCUCAGGAAGCUGAACUCGCGAGGGAGAAGACAAAUGGCUACAAAUUGGACAGAUCACAUAUUUUUGCUGUUAACAUGUUUGAUGAUUUUGACAAGUUCAAAGUUCCGGAUGAGUGGGCUCCCCCUGAAAUUAGACCAUAUACUCCUGGGGAAAAUCUGCAAAAGUGGUUGACUGAUGAAAAGGCUCGAGACCAGUUUGUGAUUCGUUCUGGUUCAGAUACUGAGGUUCUAUGGAAUGAUGCAAGACAUUUGAAGCCUGAGCCUGUUUACAAGCGUUCUUACUGGACAGAGAGCUUUGUGCAGUGGUCCCCUCUAGGGACCUAUUUGGCAACAGUUCAUAGACAAGGUGCUGCUGUUUGGGGUGGUGCUACGACCUUCAAUCGCUUGAUGCGAUAUGCUCAUCCUCAGGUUAAACUCAUUGAUUUUUCUCCUGGUGAGAAAUACUUGGUGACCUACAGCAGCCAUGAACCAAGUAAUCCUCGAGAUGCAAAUAAAGUUGUCAUUAAUAUCUUUGAUGUGAGAACUGGAAAAGUGAUGAGAGAUUUUCGUGGAAGUGCUGAUGAGUUUGCCAUUGGAGGAGCUGGAGGUGUUGCAGGCGUGUCUUGGCCUGUUUUCAGAUGGGGUGGUGGGAAAGAGGACAAGUAUUUUGCGAAAAUUGGAAAAAACAUGAUCUCAGUCUAUGACACUGAGACCUUUGGCCUUAUUGAAAAGAAAUCUUUGAAGGUUGAAAAUGUUAUGGAUUUUAGCUGGUCGCCAACUGAUCCCAUUUUUGCACUUUUUGUACCCGAACUUGGUGGUGGUAACCAGCCUGCAAGGGUGAGUCUUGUUCAAGUCCCUGGCAAAGAGGAACUAAGGCAGAAAAAUCUUUUUAGUGUUAGCGAUUGCAAAAUGUAUUGGCAGAGCAAUGGAGAAUAUCUUGCUGUGAAGGUGGAUCGCUAUACAAAAACAAAGAAGAGUACAUACACAGGAUUUGAACUUUUCCGGAUUAAAGAAAGGGACAUACCGAUUGAAGUGUUGGAGCUUGACAAUAAGAAUGAUAAGAUAAUUGCUUUUGCUUGGGAGCCCAAGGGUCACAGAUUUGCUGUUAUUCAUGGUGAUAGUCCAAGGCCUGAUGUAAGUUUCUACACUAUGCGAAGUGGUAACAAUAUGGUUCGGGUCUCGAAACUCACUACCCUAAAAGGCAAACAAGCAAAUGCUCUCUUCUGGUCACCUGCUGGUCGUUUCAUAAUCCUGGCAGGAUUGAAGGGCUUCAAUGGCCAGCUGGAAUUUUAUAACGUUGAUGAGCUGGAGACAAUGGCAACUGCCGAACAUUUUAUGGCAACAGAUAUCGAAUGGGAUCCGACUGGCAGGUAUGUAGCAACUUCAGUGACAUCAGUUCAUGAAAUGGAAAAUGGUUUCAACAUUUGGUCCUUCAAUGGCAAACUACUGUACAGGAUACUGAAGGAUCAUUUCUUCCAGUUUCUGUGGCGGCCUAGGCCUCCAUCUUUCUUGAGUGCAGAGAAAGAAGAAGAGAUUGCGAAGAACUUGAAGAAAUAUAGUAAGAAGUAUGAGGCAGAGGAUCAGGAUGUGUCGUUGCUUUUGAGCGAGCAGGAUCAUGAGAAGAGGAGAUUGUUGAAGGAAGAAUGGGACAAGUGGGUGAACGAGUGGAAACGGUUGCACGAAGAAGAAAAGCUAGAGAGGCAGAAAUUGAGGGAUGGAGAAGCGAGCGAUGAAGAAGAGGAGUACGAAGCAAAAGAAAUCGAGGUUGAGGAAUUAUUGGAUGUCUCUGAGGAGAUCCUUUCUUUCGAGUAGGGAAGAGUGAGUUUCGAGGAAUUUCAUUACCCAGGAAACAUUUGUUCAGUCUGAUAACUUAGUAUUUUGUUUGUAGGAAGCUUAAUCUUUUUACAUGUCCCAUCUUAAAGUUAAUAACUCUGAUCGUGGUGGAUCAAAUGUUCAAUUUUGUAAUGGUUGUAUUCUUUCUCUUUUCUUUCUUCUUUUCAAUUACAAUUCUAGAUUCAACAUCCAAAACAUUUUUGGAGCUUUCUUUAUUGGCUUAUACAAUAUUAGGUUAUGCUUGUAAAAAAA